Loa loa (African eye worm) is the source of this 688-nucleotide messenger RNA. RefSeq lists its product as hypothetical. The transcript has 4 exons. Gene Ontology annotation, cellular component: membrane; endomembrane system. The record is from RefSeq and is a predicted model, not a curated record. The coding region runs from base 24 to 590 and encodes 188 amino acids. Lineage: Eukaryota; Metazoa; Nematoda; Chromadorea; Rhabditida; Onchocercidae.
UUUUACAAACAAUAUAUUAUGCGAUGUGUUUCAUAUGUGCACUGAUGGAUACAUUAUGUGAAACAACCGAUCGUGGGCCACAUAAAAAACAUCCAACGACACCAAGUUAUUGGCGAAAUUCAAAACUUCAUCAAAUUUCCGAUUUCAUGUACUUCACUAGCGUUUUACCUGUUGGUGCUACGACCUGUUUAGUUUUUUGGUCUUUAUAUACUUUGGAGCCAACAUUAGUAAUGCCAAAAUGGAUCGAAGAGUUAAUUCCACCGUUCCUGAAUCAUAUUACCCAUACGGCACCAUUACCGUUCAUUCUGGUUGAUACACUUUUAACUUGUCAUCGAGCACCUUCACGAAAGAAUGGUACCAUUAUCAUUGGUGCGCUAGUUGUGUUCUACUUCUGUGUCAUCUUUGGAGUACGCUAUUUUGAUGGUUACUGGCUUUAUCCAUUCAUGCAAUAUUUAUCAGUAAUAUCAUUUAUCAUGAUGUUCUUCAUAUCCUUCAUCUUUUUAUGGCUUCUGUAUAUUUUUGGCGAUACACUGAAUGUUAUGCUCUGGGGUGGCGCAACACAUUCCGAACCAUCAGAGAAAGGAAAAUAGGAUCAAUUAGUCAGUUUUGAACUUCUCCUUCAGUAUUCAGUAUAGUUGUUCACUUCACGUCUAAUUACUUUCUUUGUGUACUAUAAUUUUUCCUUUUU